ACAGAAGUAGAUCCAUGCAACCCAACUCCAUGUCAGAACGGAGGGACUUGUAUUUUGACUUCUAACGGAACGGACUACUCGUGUACCUGUGCACCGAGUUUUACUGGAAAGAACUGUACAACUGACAUCGAUGAAUGUUCCGACCCGAAAUUAUGCAAAAACGGUGGUUUGUGCCAGAAUAAAGAAGGGGGAUACACGUGCAAUUGCACCUCCUCCUUCUCAGGAAAGAAUUGCGAAUUUGCUUGUAGCUACCAGAAAGUGAACCUCGCAUUUGUCGUCGAUGGAUCAGCUAGUGUUGAAUUACAGGGAGCUGGUAACUUCGGCAAGCUGAAAGAGUUUGUCAAGAGACUCGUUGGCUCAUUCAAGAUAAGCACCGACGAUGCACACAUUGCGCUAGUGAUGUACUCAACAACCGCCAAGGCAGAGUUUACUUUAAACAAGUUCUCCAGCGUUUCAGAUGUGCUUGCGGCGAUAGAUGCGUUGACAUACCCAUCAGGGUCUUCUUAUACUGGCAAAGCGCUUGAGAUGACCAAGACUGAGAUCUUUGACAAAGCCCCAAGGAAAGAUGCACUGAAUACUGUGAUUGUGAUAACUGAUGGUGAAUCGCAAGACUCAGUGUCAAGUACAGCUAAAGUUUUACGCGAUUCUGGUGUAACGGUUAUAAGUGUCGGUGUGGGCUGCUGUUCGCCUAAGAAAACACUUGAAGAAAUGGCGUCUAGUCCAGAAUAUGUGUUUACAAGUGCGUUUGAUGAUCUAGCUUUGAUUGAAGAGAACAUCAGGGAGAAGAUAUGUUUGGUUGUUGACAAGUGUGCUACCAAUCCUUGCAAGAACAGUGGGACUUGUACUAGCGUCUACUCAGACUUCAAUUGUACUUGUUCGAGUGGCUUUCAAGGGAAAGACUGCUCUCUUGAUGUAGAUGAAUGUAAAUCUUCACCAUGCAACAAAAACCAGAACUGCAUCAACUCGUUCGGAUCAUUCACCUGUGUCUGUAAAGACGGCUUCAAAGGAGACAACUGCGAAACAGAUAUCGACGAGUGUCUAAACUUGCCUUGCAAACACGGAGGCACAUGCAACAACAAAGGCGGGUCCUACUCCUGUGAAUGCUCAACUGGUUAUGUCGGCAAAAAUUGUAAACAAAAUUUCACCGAUCCUACACUGGACGUUUUGUUUCUGUUGGAUGGCGCAAGUGAGGUCGGAGCUGACACUUUCUUAAAAUUCAUUAACUUCACCAAAAAGUUUAUCGAGCCAUUCACGAUUUCGGAAAACAAAACAAACGUUGCAGCGGGUGUGUUUGCCGAUGUUGGCAAGAUAGAGUUCCUGUUCACAGAGAAUUACGAUAAACCAUCGGUGUUGGCUGCUCUAGAUGGCAUUGCUUAUCCCAACAAGAAUGCUAGAAAUCUGUCUGACGCAAUGAUAAAGGCUAAGGAUGAGGCAUUCACGAAAGAUCGUGAUUCUGCACCGGAUAUUGUGGUCAUUCUGACGGACAAAAUAACAGAAAACGUGACGUUCCCCGCCAAAGCGCUGAAGGAUGAUGGAGUCAGAGUGUUUGUUAUAGCUAUAGGCGAAGACAAGAACGAUCCAUUACUGAGAGACAUACCAUCUGACCCGAAGGAAGAUCACCUGUUUACUCCUUUAAUUGAAGACCUUGAGCCGAUGCUGCCAGAGAUCCUUGGUGAAGUUCUUGCAGAUAUUGAACCUUGUACGAAAAAUCCUUGUCAAAAUGGAGGAACGUGCAUCCCCUCCGGACCUAGUGUCUACACUUGUACUUGUACCCCUGGUGUAACCGGCGCUAAUUGUGAAACCGAUGUCGACGAAUGCAGUAAUUCCAGUCUGUGUGGAGCCGAUAGAAUGUGUGUCAACACUUAUGGGAGCUUCCUUUGUCUUUGUACAGAAGAUAAAUACGGGCCACACUGCAAUUACACCUGCGAGUCUGGCAUUGAUUUGGUAUUUGCUGUUGACGGAUCUACUUUUGUUGGAUCGAGCAAUUUCCGCAAAUCGUUGGAAUACGCAAGAGCUGUGACUAGUUCCCUGAAUAUUUCUGAAUCUGCAACUCACGUUGGUGUCACAGUCUAUGGGAAGGUUGGACAAGCGGCGGUCUCCCUCAAGCAGUAUUAUGACAAAAGUAGUCUAACAAAAGCCAUCUCCAACGUAUCCUAUCCUAACGGGUUUGCAAGACAUCUUGGAGAGGGCUUGAAUCGUUCGAAAACGCACCAGUUUGACGUGUCAGGCCGUUCUACUAAGCAAGUCCUGAUAGUGUUGAUUGGUGGGAAGUCAGAUGACGAUCCGACAGUUGCUGCCUACGAGCUCUUGAAUUCUGGCACUGAAGUGUUUGUUCUAGGAUUGGGAAGCACCAACUCCUUAUCACAAUUAAAUCAAGUUGCAUCUGACCCGGACAGUAAGCACGUUAUUCUUAAGGAAUACGAGGGUCUUGCCGCCUAUGUAAGACAAACAAAGAUGGAAGUUUGCCAGGUUGCGAAUCAGUGUUCCAGUAAUCCAUGUCAGAACAAUGCGGAGUGCAAACACGCUGGAUCAACAUUCACCUGCUCUUGCACGGCUGGAUUUACAGGAGAUCUAUGUGACAAGGAGGUAGAUCCAUGCAACCCAACUCCAUGUCAGAACGGAGGGACUUGUAGUUUGACUUCUAACGGAACGGACUACUCGUGUACCUGUGCACCGAGUUUUACUGGAAAGAACUGUACAACUGACAUCGAUGAAUGUUCCGACCCGAAAUUAUGCAAAAACGGUGGUUUGUGCCAGAAUAAAGAAGGGGGAUACACGUGCAAUUGCACCUCCUCCUUCUCAGGAAAGAAUUGCGAAUUUGCUUGUAGCUACCAGAAAGUGAACCUCGCAUUUGUCGUCGAUGGAUCAGCUAGUGUUGAAUUACAGGGAGCUGGUAACUUCGGCAAGCUGAAAGAGUUUGUCAAGAGACUCGUUGGCUCAUUCAAGAUAAGCACCGACGAUGCACACAUUGCGCUAGUGAUGUACUCAACAACCGCCAAGGCAGAGUUUACUUUAAACAAGUUCUCCAGCGUUUCAGAUGUGCUUGCGGCGAUAGAUGCGUUGACAUACCCAUCAGGGUCUUCUUAUACUGGCAAAGCGCUUGAGAUGACCAAGACUGAGAUCUUUGACAAAGCCCCAAGGAAAGAUGCACUGAAUACUGUGAUUGUGAUAACUGAUGGUGAAUCGCAAGACUCAGUGUCAAGUACAGCUAAAGUUUUACGCGAUUCUGGUGUAACGGUUAUAAGUGUCGGUGUGGGCUGCUGUUCGCCUAAGAAAACACUUGAAGAAAUGGCGUCUAGUCCAGAAUAUGUGUUUACAAGUGCGUUUGAUGAUCUAGCUUUGAUUGAAGAGAACAUCAGGGAGAAGAUAUGUUUGGUUGUUGACAAGUGUGCUACCAAUCCUUGCAAGAACAGUGGGACUUGUACUAGCGUCUACUCAGACUUCAAUUGUACUUGUUCGAGUGGCUUUCAAGGGAAAGACUGCUCUCUUGAUGUAGAUGAAUGUAAAUCUUCACCAUGCAACAAAAACCAGAACUGCAUCAACUCGUUCGGAUCAUUCACCUGUGUCUGUAAAGACGGCUUCAAAGGAGACAACUGCGAAACAGAUAUCGACGAGUGUCUAAACUUGCCUUGCAAACACGGAGGCACAUGCAACAACAAAGGCGGGUCCUACUCCUGUGAAUGCUCAACUGGUUAUGUCGGCAAAAAUUGUAAACAAAAUUUCACCGAUCCUACACUGGACGUUUUGUUUCUGUUGGAUGGCGCAAGUGAGGUCGGAGCUGACACUUUCUUAAAAUUCAUUAACUUCACCAAAAAGUUUAUCGAGCCAUUCACGAUUUCGGAAAACAAAACAAACGUUGCAGCGGGUGUGUUUGCCGAUGUUGGCAAGAUAGAGUUCCUGUUCACAGAGAAUUACGAUAAACCAUCGGUGUUGGCUGCUCUAGAUGGCAUUGCUUAUCCCAACAAGAAUGCUAGAAAUCUGUCUGACGCAAUGAUAAAGGCUAAGGAUGAGGCAUUCACGAAAGAUCGUGAUUCUGCACCGGAUAUUGUGGUCAUUCUGACGGACAAAAUAACAGAAAACGUGACGUUCCCCGCCAAAGCGCUGAAGGAUGAUGGAGUCAGAGUGUUUGUUAUAGCUAUAGGCGAAGACAAGAACGAUCCAUUACUGAGAGACAUACCAUCUGACCCGAAGGAAGAUCACCUGUUUACUCCUUUAAUUGAAGACCUUGAGCCGAUGCUGCCAGAGAUCCUUGGUGAAGUUCUUGCAGAUAUUGAACCUUGUACGAAAAAUCCUUGUCAAAAUGGAGGAACGUGCAUCCCCUCCGGACCUAGUGUCUACACUUGUACUUGUACCCCUGGUGUAACCGGCGCUAAUUGUGAAACCGAUGUCGACGAAUGCAGUAAUUCCAGUCUGUGUGGAGCCGAUAGAAUGUGUGUCAACACUUAUGGGAGCUUCCUUUGUCUUUGUACAGAAGAUAAAUACGGGCCACACUGCAAUUACACCUGCGAGUCUGGCAUUGAUUUGGUAUUUGCUGUUGACGGAUCUACUUUUGUUGGAUCGAGCAAUUUCCGCAAAUCGUUGGAAUACGCAAGAGCUGUGACUAGUUCCCUGAAUAUUUCUGAAUCUGCAACUCACGUUGGUGUCACAGUCUAUGGGAAGGUUGGACAAGCGGCGGUCUCCCUCAAGCAGUAUUAUGACAAAAGUAGUCUGACAAAAGCCAUCUCCAACGUAUCCUAUCCUAACGGGUUUGCAAGACAUCUUGGAGAGGGCUUGAAUCGUUCGAAAACGCACCAGUUUGACGUGUCAGGCCGUUCUACUAAGCAAGUCCUGAUAGUGUUGAUUGGUGGGAAGUCAGAUGACGAUCCAACAGUUGCUGCCUACGAGCUCUUGAAUUCUGGCACUGAAGUGUUUGUUCUAGGAUUGGGAAGCACCAACUCCUUGUCACAAUUAAAUCAAGUUGCAUCUGACCCGGACAGUAAGCACGUUAUUCUUAAGGAAUACGAGGGUCUUGCCGCCUAUGUAAGACAAACAAAGAUGGAAGUUUGCCAGGUUGCGGAUCAGUGUUCCAGUAAUCCAUGUCAGAACAAUGCGGAGUGCAAAAACGCUGGAUCAACAUUCAACUGCUCUUGCACGGCUGGAUUUACAGGAGAUCUAUGUGACAAGGAGGUAGAUCCAUGCAACCCAACUCCAUGUCAGAACGGAGGGACUUGUAGUUUGACUUCUAACGGAACGGACUACUCGUGUACCUGUGCACCGAGUUUUACUGGAAAGAACUGUACAACUGACAUCGAUGAAUGUUCCGACCCGAAAUUAUGCAAAAACGGUGGUUUGUGCCAGAAUAAAGAAGGGGGAUACACGUGCAAUUGCACCUCCUCCUUCUCAGGAAAGAAUUGCGAAUUUGCUUGUAGCUACCAGAAAGUGAACCUCGCAUUUGUCGUCGAUGGAUCAGCUAGUGUUGAAUUACAGGGAGCUGGUAACUUCGGCAAGCUGAAAGAGUUUGUCAAGAGACUCGUUGGCUCAUUCAAGAUAAGCACCGACGAUGCACACAUUGCGCUAGUGAUGUACUCAACAACCGCCAAGGCAGAGUUUACUUUAAACAAGUUCUCCAGCGUUUCAGAUGUGCUUGCGGCGAUAGAUGCGUUGACAUACCCAUCAGGGUCUUCUUAUACUGGCAAAGCGCUUGAGAUGACCAAGACUGAGAUCUUUGACAAAGCCCUAAGGAAAGAUGCACUGAAGACUGUGAUUGUGAUAACUGAUGGUGAAUCGCAAGACUCAGUGUCAAGUACAGCUAAAGUUUUACGCGAUUCUGGUGUAACGGUUAUAAGUGUCGGUGUGGGCUGCUGUUCGCCUAAGAAAACACUUGAAGAAAUGGCGUCUAGUCCAGAAUAUGUGUUUACAAGUGCGUUUGAUGAUCUAGCUUUGAUUGAAGAGAACAUCAGGGAGAAGAUAUGUUUGGUUGUUGACAAGUGUGCUACCAAUCCUUGCAAGAACAGUGGGACUUGUACUAGCGUCUACUCAGACUUCAAUUGUACUUGUUCGAGUGGCUUUCAAGGGAAAGACUGCUCUCUUGAUGUAGAUGAAUGUAAAUCGUCACCAUGCAACAAAAACCAGAACUGCAUCAACUCGUUCGGAUCAUUCACCUGUGUCUGUAAAGACGGCUUCAAAGGAGACAACUGCGAAACAGAUAUCGACGAGUGUCUAAACUUGCCUUGCAAACACGGAAGCACAUGCAACAACAAAGGCGGGUCCUACUCCUGUGAAUGCUCAACUGGUUAUGUCGGCAAAAAUUGUAAACAAAAUUUCACCGAUCCUACACUGGACGUUUUGUUUCUGUUGGAUGGCGCAAGUGAGGUCGGAGCUGACACUUUCUUAAAAUUCAUUAACUUCACCAAAAAGUUUAUCGAGCCAUUCACGAUUUCGGAAAACAAAACAAACGUUGCAGCGGGUGUGUUUGCCGAUGUUGGCAAGAUAGAGUUCCUGUUCACAGAGAAUUACGAUAAACCAUCGGUGUUGGCUGCUCUAGAUGGCAUUGCUUAUCCCAACAAGAAUGCGAGAAAUCUGUCUGACGCAAUGAUAAAGGCUAAGGAUGAGGCAUUCACGAAAGAUCGUGAUUCUGCACCGGAUAUUGUGGUCAUUCUGACGGACAAGAUAACAGAAAACGUGACGUUCCCCGCCAAAGCGCUGAAGGAUGAUGGAGUCAGAGUGUUUGUUAUAGCUAUAGGCGAAGACAAGAACGAUCCAUUACUGAGAGACAUACCAUCUGACCCGAAGGAAGAUCACCUGUUUACUCCUUUAAUUGAAGACCUUGAGCCGAUGCUGCCAGAGAUCCUUGGUGAAGUUCUUGCAGAUAUUGAACCUUGUACGAAAAAUCCUUGUCAAAAUGGAGGAACGUGCAUCCCCUCCGGACCUAGUGUCUACACUUGUACUUGUACCCCUGGUGUAACCGGCGCUAAUUGUGAAACCGAUGUCGACGAAUGCAGUAAUUCCAGUCUGUGUGGAGCCGAUAGAAUGUGUGUCAACACUUAUGGGAGCUUCCUUUGUCUUUGUACAGAAGAUAAAUACGGGCCACACUGCAAUUACACCUGCAAGUCUGGCAUUGAUUUGGUAUUUGCUGUUGACGGAUCUACUUUUGUUGGAUCGAGCAAUUUCCGCAAAUCGUUGGAAUACGCAAGAGCUGUGACUAGUUCCCUUAAUAUUUCUGAAUCUGCAACUCACGUUGGUGUCACAGUCUAUGGGAAGGUUGGACAAGCGGCGGUCUCCCUCAAGCAGUACUAUGACAAAAUUAGUCUGACAAAAGCCAUCUCCAACGUAUCCUAUCCUAACGGGUUUGCAAGACAUCUUGGAGAGGGCUUGAAUCGUUCGAAAACGCACCAGUUUGACGUGUCAGGCCGUUCUACUAAGCAAGUCCUGAUAGUGUUGAUUGGUGGGAAGUCAGAUGACGAUCCAACAGUUGCUGCCUACGAGCUCUUGAAUUCUGGCACUGAAGUGUUUGUUCUAGGAUUGGGAAGCACCAACUCCUUAUCACAAUUAAAUCAAGUUGCAUCUGACCCGGACAGUAAGCACGUUAUUCUUAAGGAAUACGAGGGUCUUGCCGCCUAUGUAAGACAAACAAAGAUGGAAGUUUGCCAGGUUGCGGAUCAGUGUUCCAGUAAUCCAUGUCAGAACAAUGCGGAGUGCAAAAACGCUGGAUCAACAUUCAACUGCUCUUGCACGGCUGGAUUUACAGGAGAUCUAUGUGACAAGGAAAUAGAUCCAUGCAACCCAACUCCAUGUCAGAACGGAGGGACUUGUAGUUUGACUUCUAACGGAACGGACUACUCGUGUACCUGUGCACCGAGUUUUACUGGAAAGAACUGUACAACUGACAUCGAUGAAUGUUCCGACCCGGAAUUAUGCAAAAACGGUGGUUUGUGCCAGAAUAAAGAAGGGGGAUACACGUGCAAUUGCACCUCCUCCUUCUCAGGAAAGAAUUGCGAAUUUGCUUGUAGCUACCAGAAAGUGAACCUCGCAUUUGUCGUCGAUGGAUCAGCUAGUGUUGAAUUACAGGGAGCUGGUAACUUCGGCAAGCUGAAAGAGUUUGUCAAGAGACUCGUUGGCUCAUUCAAGAUAAGCACCGACGAUGCACACAUUGCGCUAGUGAUGUACUCAACAACCGCCAAGACAGAGUUUACUUUGAACAAGUUCUCCAGCGUUUCAGAUGUGCUUGCGGCGAUAGAUGCGUUGACAUACCCAUCAGGGUCUUCUUAUACUGGCAAAGCGCUUGAGAUCACCAAGACUGAGAUCUUUGACAAAGCCCCAAGGAAAGAUGCACUGAAUACUGUGAUUGUGAUAACUGAUGGUGAAUCGCAAGACUCAGUGUCAAGUACAGCUAAAGUUUUACGCGAUUCUGGUGUAACGGUUAUAAGUGUCGGUGUGGGCUGCUGUUCGCCUAAGAAAACACUUGAAGAAAUGGCGUCUAGUCCAGAAUAUGUGUUUACAAGUGCGUUUGAUGAUCUAGCUUUGAUUGAAGAGAACAUCAGGGAGAAGAUAUGUUUGGUUGUUGACAAGUGUGCUACCAAUCCUUGCAAGAACAGUGGGACUUGUACUAGCGUCUACUCAGACUUCAAUUGUACUUGUUCGAGUGGCUUUCAAGGGAAAGACUGCUCUCUUGAUGUAGAUAAAUGUAAAUCUUCACCAUGCAACAAAAACCAGAACUGCAUCAACUCGUUCGGAUCAUUCACCUGUGUCUGUAAAGACGGCUUCAAAGGAGACAACUGCGAAACAGGUAUCGACGAGUGUCUAAACUUGCCUUGCAAACACGGAGGCACAUGCAACAACAAAGGCGGGUCCUACUCCUGUGAAUGCUCAACUGGUUAUGUCGGCAAAAACUGUAAACAAAAUUUCACCGAUCCUACACUGGACGUUUUGUUUCUGUUGGAUGGCGCAAGUGAGGUCGGAGCUGAUACUUUCUUAAAAUUCAUUAACUUCACCAAAAAGUUUAUCGAGCCAUUCACGAUUUCGGAAAACAAAACAAACGUUGCAGCGGGUGUGUUUGCCGAUGUUGGCAAUAUAGAGUUCCUGUUCACAGAGAAUUACGAUAAACCAUCGGUGUUGGCUGCUCUAGAUGGCAUUGCUUAUCCCAACAAGAAUGCUAGAAAUCUGUCUGAUGCACUGAUAAAGGCUAAGGAUGAGGCAUUCACGAAAGAUCGUGAUUCUGCACCGGAUAUUGUGGUCAUUCUGACGGACAAAAUAACAGAAAACGUGACGUUCCACGCCAAAGCGCUAAAGGAUGAUGGAGUCAGAGUGUUUGUUAUAGCUAUAGGCGAAGACAAGAACGAUCCAUUACUAAGAGACGUACCAUCUGACUCGAAGGAAGAUCACCUGUUUACUCCUUUAAUUGAAGACCUUGAGCCGAUGCUGCCAGAGAUCCUUGGUGAAGUUCUUGCAGAUAUUGAACCUUGUACGAAAAAUCCUUGUCAAAAUGGAGGAACGUGCAUCCCCUCCGGACCUAGUGUCUACACUUGUACUUGUACCCCUGGUGUAACCGGCGCUAAUUGUGAAACCGAUGUCGACGAAUGCAGUAAUUCCAGUCUGUGUGGAGCCGAUAGAAUGUGUGUCAACACUUAUGGGAGCUUCCUUUGUCUUUGUACAGAAGAUAAAUACGGGCCACACUGCAAUUACACCUGCAAGUCUGGUAUUGAUUUGGUAUUUGCUGUUGACGGAUCUACUUUUGUUGGAUCAAGCAAUUUUCGCAAAUCGUUGGAAUACGCAAGAGCUGUGACUAGUUCCCUUAAUAUUUCUGAAUCUGCAACUCACGUUGGUGUCACAGUCUAUGGGAAGGUUGGACAAGCGGCGGUCUCCCUCAAGCAGUACUAUGACAAAAUUAGUCUGACAAAAGCCAUCUCCAACGUAUCCUAUCCUAACGGGUUUGCAAGACAUCUUGGAGAGGGCUUGAAUCGUUCGAAAACGCACCAGUUUGACGUGUCAGGCCGUUCUACUAAGCAAGUCCUGAUAGUGUUGAUUGGUGGGAAGUCAGAUGACGAUCCAACAGUUGCUGCCUACGAGCUCUUGAAUUCUGGCACUGAAGUGUUUGUUCUAGGAUUGGGAAGCACCAACUCCUUAUCACAAUUAAAUCAAGUUGCAUCUGACCCGGACAGUAAGCACGUUAUUCUUAAGGAAUACGAGGGUCUUGCCGCCUAUGUAAGACAAACAAAGAUGGAAGUUUGCAAGGUUGCGGAUCAGUGUUCCAGUAAUCCAUGUCAGAACAAUGCGGAGUGCAAAACCGCUGGAUCAACAUUCACCUGCUCUUGCACGGCUGGAUUUACAGGAGAUCUAUGUGACAAGGAAGUAGAUCCAUGCAGCCCAACCCCAUGUCAGAACGGAGGGACUUGUAGUUUGACUUCUAACGGAACGGACUACUCGUGUACCUGUGCACCGAGUUUUACUGGAAAGAACUGUACAACUGACAUCGAUGAAUGUUCCGACCCGGAAUUAUGCAAAAACGGUGGUUUGUGCCAGAAUAAAGAAGGGGGAUACACGUGCAAUUGCACCUCCUCCUUCUCAGGAAAGAAUUGCGAACUUGGUAAGACUGUUAUUCAAUCUACUUAA
This is a messenger RNA of Nematostella vectensis (starlet sea anemone), 10587 nucleotides long. RefSeq lists its product as uncharacterized. Gene Ontology annotation, molecular function: calcium ion binding. NCBI's taxonomy places the organism in Eukaryota, Metazoa, Cnidaria, Anthozoa, Actiniaria, Edwardsiidae. The transcript is spliced from 46 exons. The annotation marks the transcript as partial. The record is from RefSeq and is a predicted model, not a curated record.